AUGGCCAUGUCGUACUCGUCCCCUUCGACCAUGUCCCACAUGCCAUCCACACCUGCCCCCGAUCUCCACGCGUCACCAUACCCUCCAGGCCCAAUUGACCUUCACGAGCUGCUGGCACCCGCUCGCUUCCCCGGUCCCCUUCCCCACGCAUACCUGCAUCAGGGUGAGAUGCCAGCCAGCACCACUGGCGACGACGCUGCCAACGACGACGCUGCGUCAACCCCCAGCGCUCGCCGCACUCUUGUGUCUUGCAACCCCUGGGACUACCGCCCAGAAGACCACGGCAAGAACAAGCCCCGCCGUCGCUUUUCGCCUGGCGAGCUGGACAUGCUUGAGAUUCUCUGGGGCAUUUCGCACAACCCUCACAAGUGGCAACGCCAAAAGCUCGCUCGUUGGUUUGGAUGCACCACCCGUCACCUUACUGUCUGGUUCCAGAACCGUCGUCAGGACCUUAAAAAGGCCGAGACGCUCGUCCAGAUGGCAGAGAACAACCCCGACACGGCGUCGCGUGCGCUCGCUGCUGUCCAGCGCGCCAACCGCGGCGACCAGACCAAGUACUCCCCCGAGCAGGCACAGGUCAUCAUGGACAUUGUGAGCGACCGUCUCCUCCCCGACAUGUGGUUCUCGCAGCAGCCGUCAGGCUCGUCGCCCACCCCAGGCCACAAGGGCACUCCUUCUCCUCCCACCAACGGCCUCCCGCUUCCCGACCGUCGCAGCAUCCCCUUCACCCCAGCGCCGCUCGCGAUCGCUCCCAAGCCCCAGUACUCCCAGCAUCACUCGGCCUCUGCUGGUGGCGGCCACCUGUUUGCUCUCAAGCCUAUCCGUCGCGGCUUCUCGCUCGAUGACGUGUGCGCCGACCGCGAGCAGAGCAUGACCCACCGUCCCAUGUCUCGUCCCCGCCCGCGCGUGGAAAACCUCGAGCAGAUGCACAGGAACGACCCCCGCUACCGCGAGGCUCUCCUCCAGAUGCUCCCCAGCGAGUUGUCGUCGGACGCGAUUGAGCCCCCAGAGGAUGUUGACGACGACGAUUCGGUUGUUGGCGAGGACUCGCCUACUCGCAAGCGCGCCCGUUACGAGCGUCAGUCCCGCCCCACCCUCCCGCCCAUUGGUCUUGGUCGCCCCACCCACGCUGGACACCGCCCGCGCUCCAGCUUUGGCCGCGCCUCGAGCUCUGACGUUCUUGCGUGCUCGUCUCGCGCACGCUACCUUGCCCACAAUGGCCUCGGACCCCAGUCGAACACCACCACCACCACAAACAACAACGGCGCGUUCCCCUCGCGUGCUGUGACCGACCCCGUUCCCUCGCGCAGCGUCUCGGCCGGUCCGGGACCAAUGCUUCCCCGUGCUCCGGAGCACGGUGCUCGCAGCGUAUCGGGUGUCCCCGUUGAGCGUAAGCGCAAGCUGUCGCGCCAGGGUUCGUGGUCGCACCUGCCGACUCUGACCCACCGCGACUCGUUUGACCGCUCGCGUUCAAUGGAGCCUCCAAUUGAGGAGCGUUCCUCGCCGGUGCCUGACCAGACGCGUUCACCAACCCCGACCGACGCCGACUCGAUCUCGCCCAAGACUGCUCCUGGCUCUGAGGAUGCCUCGUCGACCAAGAGCAAGCAGGACGACGUCGACAUCAAGCCCCGUCUCCCCCUCCCCGAGGGCCGCAGCAUCUACUCGUUCUCCACCGAGCUCGAGCCCGAGAUCAAGCGCGGUACCCAAGAGAUGGAUGAGAACGUGCUCACCGGCGCGCACGCGCUCAUGGAGCUGUUCCGCGGCCGUUGA
Molecule: messenger RNA, 1770 nt
Organism: Apiotrichum porosum
Lineage: Eukaryota; Fungi; Basidiomycota; Tremellomycetes; Trichosporonales; Trichosporonaceae
Exons: 2
Coding region: 1-1770 (589 amino acids)
Molecular function (GO): DNA binding
Source: RefSeq, a predicted model, not a curated record